AUCCCAGUGGAAGUACAGUUCCAGCCAAUUGUUUUUAGAAGUUUCGUGAAACAGAUACAUAGGUGCACGACGCUAAGAAGUAAAGUGGUACCAUUUGCAAAUUUAUUUCAAAGAAUUGUAGUAAGGAAGUACACUUAAUCUAUUUUCAUGAUUGAAUUACUACGCUUCGUGUAUUUUUGAGUUAAUUAUAGAUUAUAAGCACAGGCGGUAAUUGGAGCGAUAUCGCGGUUAUACCUGUUUACAAUGGGGAGUUUAUAACCUGAAGCUGUAUAUAAACGAUCCGGACCGUAUUAUAUUAACGUUUGUGAUAGUUUACGCUCAAACACAUUAAUGCUGUGGAAUAGCACAAAACGAUGUCAAAUGGAAGUAUGGCCCUACACUGAAGAUUCACAACGAUAACUGUUGUGAUGGUAGGGCAUCGUUUUUAUGGGACGAGUGCAGGCAUUGUUUAAAAUUUAUAAAGACAUCACGAUGGCUUCAAAACAACAAGUCAAGGGUUUUACCGUUAUCAAAGUACCAAUUCAAAGGGACAAUGCACCGAUUGGUACAGUCCUUCCAAACAAUAUCCCAAGUCAGUCGCUCCUGACACAAUGGAUGAACCGUCCAAAGCCAAUAGUCGGCUGUCCACCGGGACUCGAAUACCUCACAAAUAUGGAUCAACUCAUCAUUAAACAGCAACUGGAAACACUCGAAGUAUUCACUGGUUGGGAGACUGCCAACAAAUACAAACUUCUCAAUAGCCAAGGUCAGCAGGUCUAUUUUGCAGCGGAAGAAUCUGGCAUGUGUGAACGUCAAUGCUGUGGGUCCAGUCGUGGUUUCAGUCUCCAUAUCACAGACAACGCUGGACAGGAAAUCAUCAAGUGUACUCGGGAUUUCAAGUGCUGCGCCGGAUUCUGCUGGCUCGCUAACUUUGACGUUUUCGCCCAUGAGAUAGCUGUGGAGGCGCCCGUGGGGACAGUUGUCGGAUAUGUCCGCCAAGAGCGAAGUUGCUGGACCCCCCACUACAGCAUCAGGGAUGCCAAUCGCGAAAUCGUAUUCCAUAUUAAGGGACCAUGUUGUGUGAUGAAUGGGUGUUGUUGGGACCAGGAAUUCAUUGUGUGGUCUAAAGAUUGGACGGAAGAAGUUGGAAAGAUCAGUAAAAAGUGGACUGGAUUUACUAAGGAAUUAUUUACAGAUGCUGAUAACUUUGGAAUGAAUUUUCCAAUGGAUUUAGAUGUGAAGUUGAAAGCGGUCAUGCUGGGAGCAGUGUUCCUAAUUGAUUUUAUAUUUUUUGAACAGAAACAGAACUUUCACCAUUAAAGCCGCCAUAUUCCUAAAUGACGUCAUGCAAGAGAGAAGAAUAUCAAUCACUGAUUAGUUUACAGAGAAAACGGUCCAAUUUUCAUUGAAAAUCAUUUGGAAUUUCAGUAAAAAAAAAUUAAGUUGAUUGGAAGAUAAGACAUCAUAUUACUGUAAGCGUACAUAAUUCAGCGUUAUUCUAACUUCUAAAUAAUGCGCUUAAUUAUGCGAUAAUUCGCGUUUCUGUGUCUAACUUCAUAUUGCAUACAUUAUGAAUGCACUAAUUCACUAAUGCGCUAACCAAUUGAUAUGCAAUAAGAUGCUAAACUUUGAGUCCGCUAAAAUACAUGCACUUACUUUUACAGUAUAUAUAUUUUUACAACAAACCUGUUUUGCUCCACUUUUAAAAGAGACAAUAUUCACGGACAAGUAUUGUUGCUUAGAUAUUUAAGGUUUAAGUAAUUUUAGUUUUUUUUUUUCAUUUAAAGCAUCUGAUUUGUUUUAACCUAAAUAAAUGAAUCGGGAUCAUUUGAUGAAAGGUCAAAUGAAGAUAUAGGAAUAGAAGCUACCUUGACGGAUAACUGUCCAAAUUUAACAAAAAUCCUUUAAGAUGCAAAUAUUCGUUUCAAACAAAUCGCUUGGAGUUAGGAACAAUCGUGGUAGAACACAGUACAAUUAAAUUUGUAUAUAGAAAAAUAUAUAUUAUAUCGAUGCUUUAUUUAUGUCGAGUAACAUGCCACAUUUUGAAAAGUAUUAGCAUCACUAUACUCGCUACGUUAGUAACUGGCUGAUAUACACAGUUUAACUCACACAACAUAAUAUGAUUAUAAUAACCAGCCGUCUUAAUCACAAAUAAAUAGCAAUUA
Messenger RNA from Mizuhopecten yessoensis (Yesso scallop), 2144 nucleotides. RefSeq names its product phospholipid scramblase 1-like. Gene Ontology annotation, molecular function: phospholipid scramblase activity. Gene Ontology annotation, biological process: plasma membrane phospholipid scrambling. The record is from RefSeq and is a predicted model, not a curated record. The coding region runs from base 427 to 1299 and encodes 290 amino acids. The transcript is spliced from 9 exons. Lineage: Eukaryota; Metazoa; Mollusca; Bivalvia; Pectinida; Pectinidae. Gene Ontology annotation, cellular component: plasma membrane.